AUGCAAAUUUCGACAAAUUGCAAACCUGUUCAACUGGCCACCGGUCUCCGAAACUACCUGGACCUUUCCUUCGCCUAUCGAGCAUUGUCUGAAAUUUGUGCGGAAGAAGGAUUACCAUUGAAGUGGAGGGUGCUCUUAUCUGAUGGUGUUACCAAUAGCCGAACAAUUACUUUGAAUAAUUCGUUUCAAGGUGAUAGGAAAGAAGCGUUGGAGUAUGCAUCGCUUUUCCGACAGACAGCGCAGCAGAGCGGCAGCCAUUCACAGAUCCAACUUUCAUUGCAUGUUACUGGAUGGGUAUACGAGAAAUUGAACAUGCAGCAGUCACACAAUACAGCUGAUCUCGAGGAGGAACGGCUGUGUUCAGGCCUUUGUGCGAAUCUGCAACGUAAAAGUGAAGCCGAAAAAUAUUGGAAUUCUGCAUAUUCGUACGCGAAAAGAACUCACGACGCAGAUUUGGAGUAUCAACUUUUACUUGCUCGAAUAGAUUUUUCUUGGGAAUCGCCGGUUAAUAAUGCUCAAAGGCUUGUUAAUUUUGCUCCUACAAAAAAGAAAGGUUAUGCUCUAAUGGAGCUGGCUCAG
Molecule: messenger RNA, 579 nt
Organism: Cooperia oncophora
Lineage: Eukaryota; Metazoa; Nematoda; Chromadorea; Rhabditida; Trichostrongylidae
Source: the annotation of a GenBank genome assembly